GAUAUCCUCUUCAUUGCAGGAAUGUUUUCAGUUUGCUUGCACUAUGUAAGUGGAUAAGACCAAACAAGUUGAUUAUUUUUACUGAUAACAAAUUUAAAAAAAAUUUAGUUUUAUAUAUAAAAAAUGUCGUGUGCUUUUGUGGUUAAUAUAUUUUUACUAUUAAUGUUUAUCCAGUUUGGAGUUAAGGCCAAAAACAAAGUCGAUGAGCAGAAAUUGAAGGAAAUUGCGGAUUUGAGAAAAGAGCUAAUUACAGCUUUCGAAAAAGAUAUAGAUAUGAAAACAAGUGGUGGAAGCGGUGUAGUUGUGCAACCAGGUUGGACCCAAGGCGGAGAUAUAAACAAAGGUUCAUCAAAAGUUGUAGUCACUAAAAAGAAUUUAGAAGACGCGGCAGCUAUCCGACAUGAGAUCCAGAGUGCAAUUAACAGUAAUACUUACGUCAAAGGUGAAGAAAUCUCAAAAGCCGAUCAGUAUUUUGGUAUGCAAUUUCGCAGUAAAAGCCUUUUGGCAAACUUGAUUGGUUCAGAGAACUCGAACUUCCAUCACGAAGAAGUUGGCUUUGGAAUGGAAGAAGAACUUGAAGAAGGAAUGCCAAAUGUCGUACAAAGCAAUGCUUUCGAUGACAUUGGUAUCGAAACAUUAGACCGAUUAAAAACGUCUACUAGACGAACUCGAGAGGUUUUAGUUCUUCAAGAAAUCAUCGAAGAUCUAAGUUUUGAUUUAGGAGAAGAUGUAAGAGAAUGGAAACAUUUUGAGCAUGAUGGCAAAGAAUAUUUUAUCGGUUUGAGGGAAACUGAUCUGUUGAUAGUUGAGAAAAACAACAUGAAAUAUGCAAAUAGUCAUGUUGUUAAAAUAAACGCUCCGAUCUUGUAUUUGGAAUGCUUUUGUUUUUGGAAUAAAGAGUCUCAGCGGCAAGAUGGCAUGAUUUUGGCUGCAGUAGGAGAGAAUGUGCUAUGGUACCAGGCCAAUUCGGAUGCACUCUUUUGGAAAUGGUCUACAGGAAUGCCUAUCAAUGGAUUAACAUAUUUUAAAAUAGACCAAGAGGAGUACUUAGCAAUUUCAUCUGAUAUGUCAGCCCGAACCGAAUUCUCAUCCCUCAACAUUUAUCAAUUUGACAUUCGAUCUAAAGAAUUUUGGAUAGUGCAAAAGCUGCAACUCGAAGAUUCAUGUUCAGAGACAAUUUUCUUAGAUUCUGGAAGGGAUGUUGUUCUGGCUGUAGUGCAAAAUAAUUCUGCAGCCAUUUUCGUUUUCAAUCCACAUACAGAAACACUUGGUAAUCAAGUUAAAUUUGAACUCAAAACUGUAAUAGAGUCCGAAGGAAUUCAAUCGAUAUCUGGAUUCCAGAUGGGAGGCUUAUCCUAUUUGGCUUUAGGUGGUCUAGCCCCUCAAAUUUUGCAUUAUUCGCGUGGAGAGUUCCUUCCUAAAACAAUAUUUGGACAGAAUUUCGGUUUAGUUGAAUUAUUUCUGCCAAUUUCCACACGAACAUAUCGCGAUGACCUUAUUUUGUUAGUUCAACAUCGUGUAAGCUUCGACUCUCACGAUCUGGUUGUGCUAGAAGCUCUUAUUUGGAAUGGGGAAGUUUUUGAAGCCACAAUUCCAGCGCCAUGUGUAAUUGGAAAUCACACUUUUGCAUUUGGAGUAGGUUGUAUGCUUGAUAUACAUCGUGAAAACGGUAUUAAAGGAUCAGCCGUACUUAGACGAAACAAUGAUGUUUUCAUCAUUGUGCCAAGAUAUAAAGCUGAAUCUGGAUUCUUUCAGAUCAAAACCGAGCUUUUGUCAAAGAACUCAGAGCUUGUUGAUUUGGGAGAGAUAUUUACUUUUCUUAAGGAAUGGGUCAAAGAACAAGAAAGUCUUAUUGAAGAAUCUUACAAAUAUUUGCAGGAUUCAAGUGAUCCUAUGGAGUCUAUCAGUGAAACGUUAAACUUUACUAGUCUUAAAACUCCUGAACUUGAUUUUAAUGGGCCUGUUGGUGAAAUAUUCAUUAAUGAGCACCAAUGGACAGAGGAUGAUACGCAUGUGGAUUUGGAAAAACUUAUAGGAGCUAUUGAGAGAUUAGACAUGGAAUUAAACAGUAAUAAUGAAGAUAUCACUCGAAAUCGUCGACAUUUGACUUAUGAAACAUUAGAUUUCGAUAACAUUGAAGCUGAUGAAGUUGAACUUCAGCUUUUGAAUGGCGAACAUUCAUAUGUUAAAAAUUCUGAGCUUAUCUUUCCUGGAACUGUGAGCUUUCAGAGCUUGAACGUCUUGGAUGAAAUCCAACUAAGUUCGGCAAGAUCUGUGAGAGAAAGUUCUAUGGAAGUUGGUGCAAACUUAAAAUUCGAAACAAUAAAUGAUAUCAGAUGGAAUGAUUUUGUUGAUGAUUUGAUAUUUAGGAAUAUUCAAGUCAAUAUUGGGGAACUCGAAGUUUUGGGGGAAGUUAUUUCAGAAGGAACUUUAGAUGUUCACAAUAUUGGUGUUAUGAAGUUUCCUGAGGAUUUUUUGUGGUCAAGCAGUCAAGAAGCGCUGGUGCCUAUUGUUGAAGGGGAAAAAUAUUUUCGUUCUAAUUUGGUAUCUGGCGCAGUAGAUACUGGCGGUCCAAUAAAUGGAAUAAAUCCUUUUGAUAUGAUAACGCUGUCUGAAAACGAAAAUAUUGCUGGACUUACAACUUUUCGGCACUUGGAAGUUUCGGAGAAAAUGGCGGUCAAUGGUACACCACAAGGCAAAGGUUUGACGGCUUUUCUUUCAAAUCCAACAUUAUUAGAAUCAAAUAUCAUUCAAUCUGCGUGUAAUUUUUUUCAACUUGAAGUCAAGGGCUCCAUUCAUGUGUCAGAGAAAUUCAAUGGAAAUGACUUGGACUUACUUUUGAAUGAUAUCAUUUAUCAACCGAGUGUAUUCGAAGCAGAAAUUCUCAUACCAUCCAAAAAAUUUCUAAACUCACCGAAUUUCUUUGAUUCCAAACUAAAAUUAAAUGAAAAUAUUUUAAAUAAAAUUGAGUUAGAUACAUUUGUUACGAAAAAUACUCAACAAAAAUUGAAUUUAAAAAAAAUAAUGGGAAAUAUUUACUUUAAUAGUUUGACCGUGACUGGGUUUUAUGAUUCUGUUAAUAUCAUUGAACUGAAACGAGACACUUUGCUAAUUGAUGAAGAUCGUUUUGUGGAUAAUGAAAUUGAAUUCACUAAAAAGAUUUCAGCGCAAUCAGUCAACAUAAUCGAAUCAUUGAAUGGAGACUCAGAAUUCAAGACAUGCAAGGAUGAUGUCCACUUUAAAGAAGUCGUAUUCAAAACCGUUCAAGCUCAAACUUUAACUUCUCAAUGUGACAUCAUAGGAAGUGGUAUUUUAAAUGGCUUUGAUCUUAAACAACCUACGAAAAAUCAAAGUUCAACUUUAUUUAUUGAAGAAUUGAUAUUGUCAAACGGUCUACAAGUUGAAUCCUUACACAAUACGAAUGCAAAGUCACUAUUAUCAUUCUUGGAAAAAAUUGAUAACAUUCCUGCAAUGAUCUUAGAAGGAAAAAUUUUUGUUGAAAAAAUCCAUGUUGAUGGAGAUAUCCAAGUUAAUAAAUUUAAUUCGUUCAGUUUUGACGAAGAUAUUCAAAUGACAGCUAUUUGGCUAAACCGUCCAAACUUUUUGCGAACGAAAUUAGAAUUUCAUGAAACACUAGUAGUUCAUGGAAAUCUUAAUGUAAAUGGAUCUCUUAAUUCGUUUAACUUGCCUAGUAUGAUCAGUGAUAUGGCGUUUAAAUCAGAGAGUCUUCUUUUGAUAAGAGGCCCAAAAGAUUUCUUAGCCGAUUUGUCCGUCAUUGGAGAUAUUGUUAUUGCAAGUGUUAAUAAACUUGAUUUGACAGAAAUCGCGACGAAACAGACAAUUGAACUUUUCCAAGGUAUUCUUGAAAUCAAUGGUGAUUUAAUGGUGGAUGAUUUGGAGGUCACUGAGUUUUUGAAUAACUUUCCUGUUGGAAAUUUUGCCAAAACCUAUCGUUAUGAUGAAAAUUUAAAUACCAUCGUUUUUGUCGCCGAAGUAACAUUUGAGAAAGAAACGUUCUUGGAAAAUUUGUACAUUCUCGGAAAACUAAACUCCAUCGGAAAUAUUAAUGAGUUUUUCGAAAAUAUCGUUUACAAAAACAACAUAUGCAUGCUAAAAGGAAAAACAACAUUUAAGGGUAUUACAAGUAUUGAAAAAGGUGCAUAUAUUAAAAAUGUAAACGGCCACAAUGUUGCCCAUUUGAUGAGGAAUAUUGUCUUUAUUGACGAUCCCGUUCCGAUUGUUAUUUUUGCACCGGUAUCAUUUAAAGAUGUCGUUCAAGCUAACGAUGUUACAGUCAAAAGAUCAAUUAAUACGACCAAUUUAAUAGGAUGUCAAUUAAAAGGCUGGCUCUUUGAUACUUUGAGAAAAAAUAAAAUGGCUGAUUUUGGUGGUCUUGUGAAGUUUGGUCCUGGGGCCUUAGAUGAGAAUUCUAUUCAUACUGUUUUCUUAAAUGGAAUGGACAUGGACUAUGUUGUGACUUUGUACACGUCUCAGAAUUUAUCCGGCAAUGUAGUUUUUUCUGACGUUCAUUUGGGAAAUACGAUUAACACAGUUGGACUAGUGAAUGGGAUCGAUCUGAAACAAGAAAUGGAAAAUACACUUUUGAAAUCUGGCAAACAGCAUGUUACAACUCCACUCACAAUGCAAUCGUGCAGUGUUAUCCAAUCACUCGAGAUAAAUGCUAUCAACAGUAAUGGAAUUAAUCUUCAAAAUUUAGCCUCCCUACACGAAAAUCUAGAGUUCAGUUCACCUCUUUCAUUUUCAAAAAUAAUCACUAGAAAUGUAGUUACAAGUGAUCUCAUAUCAGGAAUCGAUUUCAGCGAAUGGCAACAAAAGGCUUUGCUGACAAAAGGCCAAUCAAAUUUAGUAGUCACUGGAAAUUGGAAAAUAAAAGAUCUUAAUGUUAAAUCGCAUUCCAUCACAGGAGAUUCACCAAAGAGUAGAUUGAUGCAGAUAAAUAAUGAAAUUCAUGAUCAGUACGAUCAGCUGUACGAAUCAUUUGGAAGCCUCUGUGAAAAAAGUAUGAAAUUAGUAGAAGAUGCAUCGAAGAAAAUUUACUUUCCGAAAUAUCUUGAAAAAUCGUUCGUCUUAGAAGAGAAUGAGAUAUUUGAUAAAGUAUUCCUCGUAACUGAUCGAUAUGAAGAGUACAUAAUAGUAAAUAUUGGCUGUCACUCCAAAAUUUUUAAAUGGGAUACUAAAGAUGAAUCCCUUAAGGAAGUGUAUAAAUUUGAAUCGGGUCUGUUAGAAGAUAUAUUGGCUGUCCCAGCAAAGGAUGAAAGUCUUCAUCUUGUUACCAAUAUUCGAAGCAAUAGUAAUUGCUCAAAUCAAAAUGGAGUUACGGCUUGGACUUUCGAUCGAAGUAAUGUUUCUUAUUUGAAGAAUUUCAAUGACUUGGAUAUUUCCACCAUACAUCAUCCGGCGAACAAUGGAGACACAUUUUAUGCCAUUGGCGAAAAAAAUAGAAAAGUAUUUCAGCUUUCAGCAAAUUCUAAUGAAAAACGUUCAUGGAAUCUCCCUCCAAGUGAGAAGGGUCUUUAUAGAUUUUUGCCGAACGAUGCGAACUUAGGAAUUGCAUUGGCCAAUGGGCAACAAAUUCUUCUUCUGAAUCAACCAUCUCGGCGGAGAUUAAGAAGACGACGUCAUAGUGUAAUAGGUCGUCAUAGAGUUAAGUAUGAAGUAAAACCACAGCCUAAACUAGUCGGAAAACAACUUAGUUUCUCUGACUUUCGACAGGCCAUUGUUAGAUCACUUCGAGAUCUUAUUCGCCGUCUAAAUAUCCAACUUACGGAUGUGAAUUAUUCAUUAUCAGAAGAUGAAAUCCAAGAUGAACAUCUACAAAAUGAUUUCAUGGCGAUUCUGCAAGAAAUCCAUAAUCAGAAAAUGUUGCCUUCAGAAUCAUUCGAUCCAUUUUGUUUCGAGCCAACUGAAUUUUCUUCAAAUCUUGACCAAAUACUUGCUGCCAAAGUGGUUCAAGUAAUUUGGCCAGUAUUAGUAGAAAUCGAAGAAGUUCACAGUCAUCUUCGCAGCAAUGAACAUGACCACCCAACGUGUAGCAAUAUUUUUAAUUCUUUGAGUUCUGUAGUAAAUGAAGUUCUGCAGAUUGCGUCAGAAAAGAAUCGCACAGAUAUAAGUGAUGCAACAAACUUAAAACGAAUCACUGGAAAGAUACAAGAGUUUCAAAAGAGAAUCCUUCGAACUAUUGACGAUCUUCAAGAAACUGCAUCAACGAGUACAGAUGAACAAACUGAUAAGCCUCCUUCAUCUGGUGAAGCUCCAGUUCAUGUCCACCUAUUGGAUUCAAAUAAAACUGUGGUCAAUCCUCUAGAAGAGCCGUUUAUAGGACAGGCAAUAACAGGAAGGAAUCUUUUAGCAACGGAUAGCCCUUAUCUACCAGCACGAGGUAGUGGAGAAAUUAUAUCAAUUAAGACAGGAAUGUCUGGUAACUACAGAACCCUGAUUGCCGUAACUGAACCUAAGGAUCAUGUUAUUGCUGGAGAAACAGAUUCGGUAAAGAUAUUUUUCGAUGUUAUCACGGGGAGUCUUUUUCAAACGUUAUCAGCGUACAAGCCAAGUUGUUUAUCAUCGACACGCGUCCAAGAUGAGAGUCUCUUAGCUUUUGUAGAAGAUAAAAAUACGGUUCGAGUUCUUAUCUAUAAGGGAAUACAAGGUUUCGUUGAGCUAGUUAAACUCAAAACUAAAGAUGAUGUUUUUGGCUUGCAAUUCAUAAGUUUGGGAGAAAAACGUGGUAAUAAACUUCCGAAAACGUUUUUGAUAGUAAGCGGAGGAAAUAAAGUCCAAUUUUAUGAGCUUCUUAUGUUUGGUGAUUAUUGGUUUGGAAGUAAAAUCAAUUGUGACUUGUGGAAGAAUCACUGAAUGUUCAGUUUUGUAGAUAUUAUUGUGUAAAUAUUAUUUCAUUAAUAUAUUUAUUAAGUUUUGUUAAGGUUAAAGUGUAUAAGUUUGAUAAGCCCAGUUUAAUAAAGUUAAAAAAAAAAUUAUAUAA
Episyrphus balteatus (marmalade hoverfly) is the source of this 7000-nucleotide messenger RNA. RefSeq lists its product as uncharacterized. The transcript is spliced from 7 exons. The record is from RefSeq and is a predicted model, not a curated record. Bases 124 to 6873 code for a protein of 2249 amino acids. Gene Ontology annotation, molecular function: heparin binding. Gene Ontology annotation, cellular component: cell surface. Lineage: Eukaryota; Metazoa; Arthropoda; Insecta; Diptera; Syrphidae.